Messenger RNA from Dichotomopilus funicola, 894 nucleotides. RefSeq names its product Metallo-dependent phosphatase-like protein. NCBI's taxonomy places the organism in Eukaryota, Fungi, Ascomycota, Sordariomycetes, Sordariales, Chaetomiaceae. The record is from RefSeq and is a predicted model, not a curated record. The transcript has a single exon. Gene Ontology annotation, molecular function: hydrolase activity. The coding region runs from base 1 to 894 and encodes 297 amino acids.
AUGGCGACCAUCCAGAUCGUCUCAGACCUCCAUCUAGAGGCACCCAAGGGCUACGACAUCUUCGAGAUUGUGCCGCGGGCACCACAUUUAGCCUUGCUCGGUGACAUUGGGAACGUUGCCACACAUAAGGACGAGCUUUUGGGGUUCUUGACCCGGCAACUACAGCAGUUCCGCACCGUUCUUUUUGUGCCAGGAAAUCACGAAGCCUACCACUCUAGUUGGGCUGAGACGCUGGCUAUCCUACGGGACUUUCAGGACCGAGUCCGGGAGGGCUUAUCAGCAUCAGAGGGCAGCGGCAGCGGAAGUGGCGAAUUUAUCUUGAUGGAUCGUACUGCGUUCCGGAUUUCGGAAAGUACCACCGUUAUCGAGAACCCAACGGGAGUGAAAGCCGUCGUAGUUCUCGGCUGCAGCCUCUUUUCCCACGUCCCCGUCCACCAAGAGAUGGCCGUGAGCAUCGGACUAAACGAUUUCUUCCACACUGACGAAGGGCAUUGGGAUGUAGCCGCGCACAACGCAGCGCACGCGCGGGACCUGGCUUGGCUCAACGAGCAAGUAGCCGCUCUUGAGCGUGAGGCUGAGACAUCUGGGCCGUUGGACAUUGUCAUUCUCUCACACUGGAGCCCGACGCGGGAUGUGCGUGCGGCCGAUCCGAAGCACGGGACAGACAGCCCGAUCGCAAGUGGGUUUUCGACGGACUUGUCGCGCGAGCGGUGCUUUAGCAGCUCGCGGGUGAAGGUGUGGGCGUUUGGGCACACGCAUUACAACUGCGAUUUUUUUGUCGAGCGUGCGGCCAGCGGUGUGGAAGGGAUGCCGUUACGGUUGGUGGCGAACCAGAGGGGGUAUUACUUUAACCAGGCCGACGGGUUCGAUGGGGAGAAGACGAUUGAGGUAUAG